Seminavis robusta is the source of this 4086-nucleotide messenger RNA. The record is from the annotation of a GenBank genome assembly. Lineage: Eukaryota; Bacillariophyta; Bacillariophyceae; Naviculales; Naviculaceae.
CCAUGGAAGCCUAUUUUGUGUACCACUUCAAGUUGUCCACCGUGCCGCAACCCUGAACCGAUAACCUACAAUCAUUGGGGCGGAAAGAGCCCCACACUCCGACAACCGCCCACAGCUGAAUUCCCUGUUAUGGACAACCAUGGAGCAUGAUGGUGGCAAUACAGAACUGUUCACUGCUUACCCAGGAAGGCCUCUCGAGCGACUGGGAGAUGGCGGCGUCAACUCGAUCUCACAUUUCAGUGUCACCGUGCACAACUGGGAUCCAAGCAAUUCAGACCAAGCGGUCCAAUUGAUCACAAGCUCCAUUCGAAAUUCGACAUGCCUCCAACACAUCAACAUUUUUUUUGCGUCAAGAUUGCGUUCCGUAUUCUCUCAUCGGCUUGCGGCUUUGGUGAUGGAUGCUGCUGCAGCCAAUGCCAACUCAGCUUCAGUCAGUGUUUUUCUGCAGCGCUUGAGUCCAGUGCAUGUCAGGCCGAGUCUAGUAGAGAUGCUAUCUACCCCUGCUGCCCGCCUUCUUGUCCAGAAAGUGAAAUUAUCACCCGCUGGGGGGGACCAAGUAUUGCACCCACAAGACAUUCAAGCGUUGGGAGUAGCAUUAUCUCAGUUGACCAAUCUCCGCGAAUUGUCUUCUUGGGUGGGAGAUCUCUCAAUGCUGCGAUAUAUGGCAGAGGCCGACGAUCCCACAUGUCACAUACAAGAUCUUGUGGUGGAAGCUGAGAGCCACUUGGAAGGCCUGGCAGCCUUUCUCGGCAGUACUGUUGCCGCAGGCCUGAAUAAUCUGGAACUAUACAUGGAAGGCAGGACCAAUUUGGCCAAUAUUGCUACGCUCGGCCAGGCACUGAACGACCAUUCUGCCAUUUCGAACUUCAAGGUUUAUUACAGUCGAGCUUCGGGAGCUGGAUCGACCCAAGCAUUUGCCAACUUUCUGCAGCAGUUGAAUAGACCAUUGGAACUAGAUCUGGCCUUUGAUGGGGACGAAGAACUGCCAUUCCUUACCCGUACCACGAUGUUCCAAACUAUUCAAAAUCAAAGGCACAUAAAGAAACUUGCCAUUGAUUUUUGCAUGGAGGAUGCAGAUGGGACACCUUUAUUAGAGGCAACCCUUCGAGAAAUCGUGAGUUUGAACGAAGGUUUGUGGGAAUUGCAGUACAGAUGCGACCAGGAUGGAGCUUCCUACAAUCAAAGUCACGUCCAAGGCAUUGCCGAAGGACUGCGAAGACGUUGGCAACGAGGCCAGGAUGGAUUGAGAGUACUGUGCUUGGUAAUAGAUGGUCCACUUGAUUAUCUUACGCCACUCGUUGACGUGCUGCUGGACGACACGUUGCCACCCCCUGGAGCAGGACAGCGGUCAGUCCUUCAGAAGUUAGAGUUGCAACUUUCUAUCGAGGAUUUUCUUGCCAACCAAGACGCCGUCUUUAGACUCAUUGGAAGCCACCGAUGUCCUAUGACUGCUUUUUCACUCGCUGUGAGGGUGCAAAAUGAUGAUGAUCGCCUUGUGGAUGCAAGAAGGCAAUUCGCAAUGGUUUUGGAAAGCAAUAAAUCCUUGGAGACUGUCAGUGCAGUUCUCCCGACUGGAGCAAGCGACUUGGCGUUUGAACGAAGCAUCCAGACCAGCGUCACUCGCAAUCGGGUUGCCAAGAUUGUUCACCGAUUUGAUACGGGAGAACUUGGUCAUGAGGAUGUGGGGACGACCCUAGAUGAGGUCGAAGCUGUUUGUAACGAACAUGACUUCGACGUAAAGCGGAAGGAUGGCUUCUCGCUCACAGUGAUCUAUAGCUGCAUCAAGAAUUCGCGACAACGGGCGGAAAUAUUUGGUCGACUUGCACGGAUCAACUAAACCCUUACGGCAGCCCUUGCGGCAGCAUUAGCACCAGGGGGGCGUUGCGAUUUGCAAGCCUAGCAAGUCAGUGUGUUUCGCAUCACAUGCAGGUGCGAAUAGCUUUGGGUAUUGCGCAAAAUUAGUUUCAUCUUUUCUUUACCUGCUUGCUACAGUUGACUCCUGCAUAUCCUGGACAAGUUCUUUCGCAGUCUCUCUUCUUAUCACGAGUACUCCCUUCCUGGCAGGGUGAGACGCAACGGGCGCCAUUUCAUAUGCUUCCUCGACUGUCAAGGUGGAAUCGUAUCUGUCCAACGCCUCCAGAGCCUGUUCCUUCCACAAGUCUCCCACGGAUACGUUGAACUGCAGUGAAACAGCCAAUCCCCUCAGCAACAUGCUCGUCCUGUAAACGAGGCUAAGUUGAUUCGGGAAAUAUGUGACGCCGUCCUGUUUGUGUAGUUCCUUGUGCCAUGCGUGGUCCAGAUGGUAGCUCUGGAGAGGACCAAACAUGAGCUUGGCGAACUUGGAAAGGAACUCCGUGGAGUCAUUCUUGGUCUGAAUGCCCAUGUCGCGAAAUGCUGCCGCAAUUACUUCAUCCGGCUCGUUGUUUGCAACACUGACCAAUAGCCUUGCCACUUGAGCCUGUUCUCGUCGGGUCAAUCGACGGCACUGUCCAAAAUCUAUCAGACCAAGCUUGGGCUUUGAUGAAUUCUCAUCCUCCACGACUAGAAUAUUGCCUGGAUGCGCAUCGGCGUUGAAACACCCCAGGUUGAAGAUUUGAUGACCGUGAACAUCAAAAAGAGCAUCGAUCCACUCCUUUGUAAGAGCCAUGCGCUCUGAUUGCUUCGAGGCAGUACUGUGAUCCUCGGCCCAAGUGUGAAGGCUGGAAGGUACCAUUGAUCCUAGCAGCGGUGUUUCGGACAAGAUAUCAAUGGAUUUCACUGACAAUACAGUACACCACAGCUGCACUCGACGAGCCAUGCGCACGGUUCCCAGCAAUGAAUUCACACUGACCAGCUUGCUCCCAAUUUGUGCGGCUGUUCGUUGCCAGCUGCCUUGACUGGCUAGUGUUGACGAAUCUGCAUCGUUUUGCGAUUGCGUUGAUUCAGUUUCUGGAUCGUUUUCCAAAGUAUCGUCAUUUACAUCCCUUGCAGAUUGAUUGCCAUUGGCAAAUGCCUGCUCAUUGGCCUUUUGACUAUUGGUGUCGGCAGAAGUUCGCACAAGGCUUCGCAGUCCCUUCUUGGUAUCAAUUCCCAAUGCCUGCAGCUGCCGUCUAGCUUCUUCCUCGAGUUUGGGACCUGGCAAAUAUGUCAUGGUAAUGAUCUUUGAGGUGCAUAAUUCCGGGUAGACCUGAGGCACCACCACACCGCGCCUUUGAUAGGGUGCUUUUGGAUCCAACGAGGAUUGAUAAAUGUCUUGCAGAUUCCUGCGCUCCUGAUCAUAAUCCAGUUCGGCAAUGAAUUGUCGGCUGAACUCGUUGAAGCUCAAGUUGGCAGCACUUUCAUCCACGACGCCGAAAAAGACGCAAAUCUUGAGGAAAUCUCCCACGCAUUGAAUAUCCGCGGGAAUCUGCCACGAGGCAUCUGGAUAUUGAAUUUUGAUAAUGACUUGUCUGUCUUCGUCAUCAUCAACGUUGUUGUCGUUGUCAUUGGCACGUAGAACAGCCUUGUGCGCUUGUCCGAUGGAAGCGGCUCCACAAGGCACCGGAUCGAUGGAUUCAAAAAUUUCUUCUAUUGGUCUGUUCAAUUCACGCUCCAGCACUGGCUUGACGGAUUCUUCAAAGGCCUCCCAACCGGGAACAUCUGACUGCAAGGUUCUGAACUUGCUCCUGUAGCUUUCAGGGAUAGGCAGCGUCGUCACGGACAACACUUGGCCCAGUUUGACAUAGAGUCCCUUGAGUUCCAGCAGCACAUUGAGAAUUUCCGGAGCAUGUCGUUCAUGAAGCUCUUGCAGUUUUUUAGAUUCUUGUUCAUUUACUUCCUUGUCACCUUGCUGCUCCAAAUAUUUCUGAUACUUGACAUAGGGACUGCUACUGGCAAAAUUCCAGUAGUAAUCGAACACCACUGGGGCCACACCCUUCCAAAAGAGCAAUUCUCGGCGCAUCCCUCUUCCUUGUUCUGUUGAAACAUAAGCAGCGACACCGGUUGUCGCCACGAGGGCACUCCCACUCACCACUUGGGCUGUGCCUCUGGCGACUCGUUGUAGUCCUACUCGUAACAUGUUGGUGUGGGGGAAGUGAGUGUUUUGUGUGGUUGUUUGUUCUGCCGUUG